Molecule: messenger RNA, 1017 nt
Organism: Salvia splendens (bonfire salvia)
Lineage: Eukaryota; Viridiplantae; Streptophyta; Magnoliopsida; Lamiales; Lamiaceae
Product: protein DCL, chloroplastic
Exons: 3
Coding region: 104-775 (223 amino acids)
Biological process (GO): chloroplast rRNA processing; chloroplast organization
Cellular component (GO): chloroplast
Source: RefSeq, a predicted model, not a curated record
UUCACCAAAAGCAAUGAAAAAAAUGAUUGUUUUUCGUGAAUUGGAAGUAUAAUUCACUCCAUAAACAGCAUAAAAACUGCAUCGCAGUUUCAGUUAGAUACCUAUGGCGUCUUCAAUUGCAUCUUCAAGUACAGCUACUAUAUAUUCAUUUCACAGAAAACCAAUCUCGCAAAACCUAAUUUUAUCCCCAUUCUCCAUAUCCUUCCCACUCCACAAAGCUCGAUUGCGCGCCGUGAAGACCAGGUCGGACGGCGGCGGCGCGGUUGGGAGCAGCCAGGAGCGCGGCGGCGACUUGUUGAGGAAGCCGGUGGCGCCGUCUCCUGCCUCCAACGACGAGGAGGGUUCGGCGGCGGAGUAUUCGGAUGAUGAUGGGAGUGAUAGGAAGCGCGAAGACGGUGACACGUGGGUGGAUUGGGAGGAUCAGAUUUUGGAGGACACUGUGCCUCUUGUUGGAUUUGUUAGAAUGAUUCUUCACUCUGGAAAGUAUGAAUGUGGCAAUAGGUUGAGUCCUGAACAUGAGAGAACUAUUCUAGAGAGGGUGCUUCCUUAUCAUCCAGCAUAUGAAGACAAGAUAGGAUCUGGAGUUGAUUACAUCACGAUUGGGUACCAUCCUACUUUUGAAAGCUCGAGAUGUUUAUUCAUCGUUCGCAAGGAUGGAGAUUUGGUCGAUUUCUCAUACUGGAAAUGCAUAAAGGGCUUGAUAAAGAAAAACUACCCUUUAUACGCAGACAGCUUUAUUCUCAGACAUUUUAGGAAGCGUAGGCGCAAUGACUGAAGGUAAAUUUUUUACUUAAUCAUGUCAUAGUACUGAGCUGAAUAGUUGGAUACUGUCAAUCUGAAUAUAGCUGAGUUGGAUUAUGAAUGUUUAAAUGGAAUUAGUAGGUUUGCCUUAUCAUUAGCAGUUUAUUAAUUGGCAAUAAAAGCCAGGCAUUUUUCUGUUGUAAUUUUAGUAUAUUGUUUCUAAUUUUGUAUUAUUUGAUUUUGUUUUAAAAUGACUGGCUACAUUUUGUUGAGUUC